UCAGGUGACACAACAACAUGGGAUUUGUCUCUUUUUGUCAAAGCUCUGUUGAAUUCCAGACCUCCAUUUGUGCCUACCACCAAGAAAGGUUUAGUUGCUGGAUUGAAAUGUUUGAAGGAAACAAGAAACAAACUUUGCCACUCACCAAAUGGAAAGAUUGAAAACUCAGAGUUUUGCAAUCUUAAAAGCGGUGUUUGUAAUGUAUUAACACAAGUUGGUGCUACAUCAAAAGACUUUAAAAAAGUCAAAAAAGAUGUGGAUCAUCAACCAUUGAUUGAAUUGUUAUCACUGGUAAAACAUUGUGCAUCACAAGAUGAAGAAAUCCUUAAACAAAUAGAUGCAAUAAAACAAGGACAAGAAAAGCUCAAGCAAGGUCAGUCAGAUCUACAACAAGGACAACAAGAGAUCAGACAAGGUCAGUCAGGCCUGCAACAAGGACAACAAGAGAUACUCAAAGCAAUCAAAUAUCAAGACAAGGAAUCAACAUCAAAGCCCUCAAACUUGUCAUGUGAAGAUGUCUUGUCUUAUUCUAAAAGACUGAAAUCAUCAACAAAAGUGCAAACAGAAUUCCAACCCAAACCGUUGGCCAGUCCUGAUGUGCCAAGCACCAGAACAGAUGACAUAUUCACCAAUCUCAUGAUCCAACGUGAAUGGAAACCCUUGAAGAGAAUUGAAAGGCCCUCUAGAAGGAAACACCUGCAAAACUACAACAACCCAAGUGACCAACAUCUGAUUGAUAAAUGUCAAGACAUAUUCAUCAACCCAGAUCAUGAUAAACCCAAUCCAAAGUCCAUACUUGUGAUUGGAAAACCAGGCAUUGGAAAGUCUCUCUUUUGUCAAAGGCUUUCUAGAGAUUGGGCUGAUGGUGUUUUAUUUCACAAUAAUCCAGAUGCCUCAAGAGUGGCAGAUGAUUUUGACUUUGUGUUUCUAAUAACGUUUAGGCAAUUAAAUCUCUUUGGAGAUAAACAGUUCAACUUCUGUGAAGUUUUGAAUCACUGUUCUGUGCUAGAUGAUCAUGCAAACAUCAAUGAACACUUGUUUGAGUACAUAAUCGGACAUCCAGAAAAGGUGUUGUUUAUCCUUGAUGGCUAUGAUGAAUACUCCAAACGAUCCAACAUAUUUAAAUGCACAUUUGAACAGAAGUAUGCAAACAACCCACGACUUCAGAUGCCUGUAGCUGCUUUGAUUUCCAAACUGUUGCAAAAGAAGAUAUUUAAGAAUGCUGUAGUCAUGGUUACAUCAAGACCAACAGAAGCCGAUAAGUUCGGGGGAAUCCACAUGGAUGCAGUAGUGGAAAUAGCAGGGUUUUCUGUGGAACAAGUUGAAGAAUUCAUUAAAAAGUACUUCAAGUCAAAGAAGGAAGAAGUGAAGAUUGCUGCAAGAGAUCACAUCAUGAACAAUGAAAACUUGCUAAGCAUUGCACACAUUCCUGUGCUUUGUCACCUGAUGUGCUUUUGUCUUGAAUGGCAUAUUGAAAAUGRAAMAGAGAAGUGCYUUCCAGCRACRAUAACUGAACUUUACUCUGAAGUUGUGGAAAUCUUUGAAGAUUGUUGUAAAACAAUUCAUAGAGCAUCUGAAGAUCGAGAGAAGAGUACUGUUAAAAAGCUAACAGAGUUGGCAGCUGCAAUGUUUAUGGAGGGAAAACUCAUUUUUGAUCAAAGAGACAUUGACAGAUUCCAUCUGACUUGCCCAGAGACAGGAAGCCUGCAGUCUUUUGGUCUGCUAACAUGUGGUCCAGCAUUCAGAGAACGUCCAUCAAAAAUAAUAAGAUAUUUUUGUUUUUCGCAUCUUACACUGCAUGAGUAUUUUGCAGCUCUUGGUUUUGUCAACAGUGGCAUAAUACCAACACUUGAAGGAGAUGGCAAGGAGAUGGUGCUCCAGUUUUGUGCAGGCCUUUUGUCUGGAGUUGAAGAUGGUGAAAGGCUUAUGGAAGAGAUGAUUUCACCAUACUGCCAGAAGGAGAAUGGCAUGUUAGUGGCAAAGUGUCUACUUGAGUAUGGGGACAAAGAAUUUGGAGUUAAAAUUAUAGAAAAAUAUCACACACAGUUUAGUACUGAAAAGGGAGUUCUAUUCCAUAAGUUAAGUUUAAUUUAUAGUUCAGAUUGCAUAGCAUUGGUAUACUUCCUGGAUCUUAUAAGUCAACUUUGUAAAGGGCUUGAAGACACUUCAACAGAAUCCUUUUGCAUUAAUGGAUUAAGUAUAAUUUUUAGUAAUGUGUCAUCAUCAGGCAUGAAGCUGUUAGCUGAUUCACUAAAAAAUGAUGGCUGCCCUUUAACUUUCUUCAAUAUUGAUUUACGGUUUUCAAAUAUUUGUUUUUCACUUCCCAUUGUUCACUGUCUAUUUCCAGCAUUACCUUCAACAAACAUCACCACACUUCACCUUCAUGAUAAAUUUACUGACGAAGGGAUAUCAUGUCUUAGCAUUGUAUUACCAUCAACACACAUCACCACACUUCACCUUGAUGGUAAAUUUACUGACGAAGGGAUAUCAUGUCUUAGCAUUGUAUUACCAUCAACACACAUCACCACACUUCACCUUGAUGGUAAAUUUACUGAUGAAGGGAUAUCAUGUCUUAGCAAUGUAUUACCAUCAACACACAUCACCACACUUCACMUUKAUGGUGACUUUACUGAUGAAGGGAUAUCAACCCUUAGUAAUGUAUUACCAUCAACACACAUCACCACACUUCACCUUGAUGGUGACUUUACUGAUGAAGGGAUAUCAACCCUUAGUAAUGUAUUACCAUCAACACACAUCACCACACUUCACCUUGAUGGUGUCUUAACUGAUGAAGGGAUAUCAUCCCUUAGUAAUGUAUUACCAUCAACACACAUCACCACACUUCACCUUGAUGGUGUCUUAACUGAUGAAGGGAUAUCAUCCCUUAGUAAUGUAUUACCAUCAACACACAUCACCACACUUCACCUUGAUGGUGUCUUAACUGAUGAAGGGAUAUCAUCCCUUAGUAAUGUAUUACCAUCAACACACAUCACCACACUUCACCUUGAUGGUGUCUUAACUGAUGAAGGGAUAUCAUCCCUUAGUAAUGUAUUACCAUCAACACACAUCACCACACUCAGUCUUUCAAGUUCAUUUAAUUAUGUUUUGCCUUCUAGCUGCUUUACUGAUAAAGGGCUAUUAACCCUUAGUGAAGUAUUGCCAUCAACAUCUAUAAAUUCCCUUAGUCUGAAAAGCUGGGAAAUUACUGAGAGAGGCAUAGAUGAACUUAGAAAAUCAGCACCAGCAUGCAAUAUUGUAAUUUAUUGAUGCUAGCAAGUAGGAUUUAUAAUAAUGGUAACUGUUUCUAUUUUACAGCAUAAAGCACAGGUUGUUUCCCAACAUCAUUACUGACUAAUUUCUAAAUGCCAGUUAGUAUAUUUUAUUUUAUAAAUGUUUAGAAUUAAGCAAUAUGUUCUAAGCUUGUUCGUGCAGGCAAAACACAACACCAGUUGGGUAAAUAAUGGACAAAAACCAUAAAUCUUAAUAUAUAUAUAUAUAAAGUACAAACUACUAUAACAUCCCUACACGAAGGUGAGGGCUCAAAACAGCACUUCCGGGACAUAAGCAAGAGGUGGUCUGGGGAGGAGGAGGGAAAAUUGUACAAACGGGUGCAACUCACCUUAGAAUCACAUUCAAAGUGAACAAGCUGCCAACUGAACAAGGCGGGAAAAACAAAAACCUAGAGGGCAUCUCAAUUGAUAGAAUUAUACCUCUACCCUACCACCGGAAGCUGACGUCACCGGAAGUAAACUAACAUGAUUAAAUAUUGCUAAAUAUUAUUUAUUGUGCUGUCCGUACUGGAUCUCAAUUAAUUUUUCAACCUAUUCACAAUUUAUGAUUAACAGAGUACACUUAAGACUAAUUUUAAAACUCCUACUUGUACUCAACCUUGUACUCAUUGUCAAAUCUGAAGUUCCCUAAUGUUUUUAAACAUAAAAUAUAAAAUAUAAAAAAUAAAAUAAAUAAUAAUAAUAUAAAAUAUACUAUACUUCAACUUUCAAGAGGUAGUGUGUGAAAAAUUUGUGCUCCAUCCCCACAGCAUGACUUAUGGCAAAAUAUUUUGGUGUGUGGCCUGAUCAAAUUCAGUCACUAUAUAAACAAAAUAUGUUAUUUUAUAUUCUGAGACAUGAUUCAAUGCUAGGUCAGGGAAUCAAAUCCAUGCUGUAGAUCCAAAGUCUGUAGUUACAUACAUGUAUAUAUCAUAAUUUUCCAAUAAACAUUUUCAUUUAAUGA
Messenger RNA from Exaiptasia diaphana, 4233 nucleotides. RefSeq names its product NACHT, LRR and PYD domains-containing protein 3-like. Lineage: Eukaryota; Metazoa; Cnidaria; Anthozoa; Actiniaria; Aiptasiidae. The transcript has 4 exons. Bases 637 to 3267 code for a protein of 876 amino acids. The record is from RefSeq and is a predicted model, not a curated record.